CAAAAGAACAAGAAUAGGGGAGAGAGAGAGGAGGGAGAGCGAUCGCAGAGAGAGAAAGAGAUGAGGAAUCCGUCGUCGACGUCAGGUCCGGGACCGUCGUCGUCUUUGUCGUCGCCGGCGACGGGGUCGAGGUCGGUGACGAAGCAGCGGCAAAAAGGAGCGCCGACGGCCAGCAAGAUGGGGGUGAAAAGGGGGCCGUGGACGCGGGAGGAGGACGAGGUGCUGGCGAAGUUCGUCAGGAAGGAAGGGGAGGGGCGGUGGCGGACGCUGCCGCACCGCGCGGGGCUCCUCCGCUGCGGGAAGAGCUGCCGUCUCCGGUGGAUGAACUACCUCCGCCCCUCCAUCAAGCGCGGCCCCAUCGCCCCCGACGAGGAGGACCUCAUCCUCCGCCUCCACCGCCUCCUCGGCAACCGGUGGUCUUUGAUAGCUGGGAGGAUCCCAGGGCGAACCGACAACGAAAUCAAGAACUACUGGAACACCCACCUAAGCAAGAAGCUCAUCAGCCAAGGCAUCGAUCCCCGCACCCACAAGCCAUUGACCUCCUCAUCCUCCCCGAAUCCUGAUCCACCCCUCCCGGAGGGUCCCAAGAUAUUCCAGCCGCCAGCAAGAAUACCAUACCGCAACCCUAACCCUAACCCUAAUGCAAACCCUGGCUCCACCAUACCUUCUGUUCACCAACAAAUGAGUGGUGGUCAUGGAGGCGUUGGCACUCAUCGCGGUCGUGAUGGUUUCUCUGGCAGCGUGAGUCUGGAACAAGAUGAUGGAUGGCAGAACAUGGAGGGCUUUCCCGCCAUGGAUUUGCAGGGAAGCCAAGGGGAAGGUGACACUGGAGAAGAUGAUGUCCUCUCCUCGUUCCUCGACUCUCUCAUCAAUGAUGACAUUUUCCUGCAGAACCCGCAGCAGAAUGUUAAUUACAACGACGACGACAACUUCAACAACGGGCAGAUUCAAUCACACGAUCCUCGCAUGUCUUCAGCACCAGGGUUUGGCGUGGGAACAUUAGGGGAAUCUACCCUCACGUCCCCAGUUAUUCAGGAUAAGGAGACUCAUGGGAAAUUUGUGGACCAUGCAGGCAAGUAGUUCUGAGUGCCUGCCUUUCUGUUAUGCGAAAAUAUUUAAACAUUAAGUUUUUUGUGUGAAAUUAUAUAUAUCAUUGAUGACAUGUAUUUUGUAAACGUCAUGUAUGAUUAUUUGCAGUAAGGAAGAAGAGUUCUGUCUGUAU
This is a messenger RNA of Elaeis guineensis (African oil palm), 1222 nucleotides long. RefSeq names its product transcription repressor MYB5. The record is from RefSeq and is a predicted model, not a curated record. Lineage: Eukaryota; Viridiplantae; Streptophyta; Magnoliopsida; Arecales; Arecaceae.